Gadus macrocephalus (Pacific cod) is the source of this 2701-nucleotide messenger RNA. RefSeq names its product brain enriched myelin associated protein 1 (gene bcas1). The transcript is spliced from 17 exons. The record is from RefSeq and is a predicted model, not a curated record. The coding region runs from base 183 to 1775 and encodes 530 amino acids. Lineage: Eukaryota; Metazoa; Chordata; Actinopteri; Gadiformes; Gadidae.
CAAACACACACAUACUAUGCUCAGCAGGUCACUUGGAAAGGCCAUCCCUUAUACAGAAGGACGAUUAUCUUUUUCCAUUGAGGAAAAGGUCUACAGCCCAUUUGUCUUCAGAAGAGGACAUAACUUACUAAACCUUCAAGGGACACACAAGACCUUUUCCAAAUGUCUCAGCUCGAGCAAACAUGGGCAACGAAAAUUCAAAAAAGAAAGGCCCAAUAAAGGAUGGGAAAAAUGGGGAAAAGCAUUUGAAUGGAAAAGUUAACAGCCUCAAAGUGAAAAACAAGUCAGAUCAGAAUGGAGCUACCAUUGAGAAGGCUGAAAAGCCAAAUGGUGAGCUGACCACAAACACCAAAAAUAAAGAAUCGAUAGUUGAAACAGACGGCUUCAAUGUUGAAGCACCAGUUAACGGCAGUAAGGACAUCCCAGGGAUUUCAUCAGAAGCUCAGGUAAUUUCCCCAAAAAAUGUCCCAACCAUUCAAAAACAGCAGACGGAUGAGGCCAAGGGGGUUCUCAAGGAUGAUGAAGAAGCGCCUUCUUCUUCUCUUCUUCUCCAAGCCGACACAGCGAAGAAUCAAGACUCAGAGACGCUUGAGGAGCCAAAGAGUGUGCCUUUAGAUCUUAAACUAGCAGCAGGACAAACUGAUAACGACGAUCAAAAGAGUCAACCAGAGGAGAAAAAAGAGGAGAGCGACCAGAAUCCAGUUAUGAACUUCUUCAAAACACUAGUGACUCCUACUAAAUCGCAAAAAAAGGAAACAGCUACCCCUGAUGUUACAAAAGAUCAGCCCCCGAAGGAGACUCCGCCAACAGUAGCCUCUACAACUGUCGCACAAGUACCUGAGCCUCCGGCUGCAGCCAAAGGAAUGUCUAUCCCACCUCCCCCUCCUCCAGAACCGCCUAAAAUGGAAAUUAAAGGGGGGCUAGCCGCCCAGCAACAGAAACCCACACCAAAGGAAGGGGCGAAGGCCUCUGCAAAGCAGCCAGAUGCCGCAAAGGGCAAAUCGGCUAAGGAGACACUGAGCAGCUUUUUCCGUUCAAAGGCAUCUAAACCCAAGAGUGCCCCGUCAAGUGGAGCCAAUGCCCCAGCCAAGACAGAUGCAGUGGAAAUCCAGGAAGUGUUGCAACAAGUUGAUCAAGUGCAGGACACUGUGCCGGACGAGCCUGAACCUGUUUUAGAAGUCAAGGAAACAGUGGAGUGCUUGCCACAACCAGUUGUUGAGGUGCAGACAGUAGAGGAGGUGGUCCCAGAGCCUGUUGUUGUAGAAGUAGAGAAGGCUGACGCCUCCAAGACCACCACGCUGGAGGCGGAUGUGAAGCCACAGGCGGCAGCCCCCCUGCCGGACGACAAGAAACCUGCAGCAAAGUCCCCCUUCUUUUCCUUCUUCAAGCCCAAGGUACUGGUAAACCAAAUGGCAGCUAAAGUCCAAUCCGCCUCCACGAGCGGAGUUCGGCUCCUCAGGAGAACUGCCGGAGGGGCUGCAGAGCCCAAGAAGGAGACUGCUGCACCCCCUGCAGCCAUGGAGGCAGCCCAAAAUACCAAGGCCAAGGAGGAGCCUAAAGCUGCCACCAAAACGGCAGAGGCCUCUGUAGAAAACAAGGCCCCCUCAGAAGCUGCUCAGGGUGGAGACGAAUCCGCCAAAGCCCCCAAAAAGUUAGAGAAGAGGAACUCCAUUAACUUGUUCUUCAAGACCCUGAGCCAGAAACGCAACUCUUUAGAUGCUGGGGUCCAGACAGAGUCAGCGGCUGCCGCUCCUGCCUCAGAGAAGACCAAAUGAAAUGAGAGACGACACUGAUGACAUCACUGAUUGGGCUCUGUGUUUUCACUCUUCUGAAACCAUUUGAAAACCGAAUCCGUUAACAGCAAUUAUUCUGUGUCUCACAAAUACACUAUGGAAACGAAAGUGAUUGAAAGAAUACAAGCAAGUGAAUUUGUUGUAUGAAAUAGUAAAAGUAAAAGCAGAGUGCAGAUUGUUGACUGUCUGGAGAUUUGAUGUUGUUGAAGGAUCACGUGUUCAUUAAGGACACACUCACAGAACUGAGUCUAUUGAAAUCUGUAUUCUUUGUUAAAUCAGUGUAUACGACUGAAGUAUGAGUAUCGGAAUUUCUCACCUGGCUGCUGUAAAAUGCGACUUAUCUGAAUUGAUUGUGGUAGCUUAACCAUUUAACAAAUCGAAUGAUCUUAAUCGUAUACAACAAUUAACUUUCCGCUAUUCAGUUAUUCCUUUGCAUCAAUAAGCAUUUUUAAACCCUUUAUAUAUUUUUUCUUUGUAUAUUUUCUUGCUUUCGAGGUGAAUGUCCUUACUGCAGAUAUAUCCUGCUAAAAUGACUUAAGAUAAGCCGAAUGACAGCUGUCAGGUCCGCACUCUGAUGUUACAGAGCACUUCGAUAUUAGGUAAUACUUGUUUAUAUAAGUGUUUGUAUGUUAACAGCAAUGCAGUUCCCUAAUGGCACGACAUUACAAUCUUUACUGUUCUUUUUGGAAUCGAUGGAAGGUAGAUCGGUUUUUAAAAGUUUAUAAGACAAAAAACAGGUACAUUUUGCAUUGCUGCAGCUUGAUUUGAUUGCACCUCUUUUAUUCAUAUAACUUAAAAGUUAUCAGGGUCUGCGAACACGUGUGAUAAUAACAUGAAAUCUGUCUUUAUGAGAGGCUUAUUUCCUUAACUUGCACUAUAUCUUCAAGGUAAUAAAUAUGUUUAUAUGA